Tachysurus vachellii is the source of this 1238-nucleotide messenger RNA. It is a transcript of the gene grap2b, whose product is annotated as GRB2 related adaptor protein 2b. The record is from RefSeq and is a predicted model, not a curated record. Bases 206 to 1015 code for a protein of 269 amino acids. Gene Ontology annotation, molecular function: protein binding. The transcript is spliced from 9 exons. Lineage: Eukaryota; Metazoa; Chordata; Actinopteri; Siluriformes; Bagridae.
UCCUCUUUCUGUGUGCCAUGAAGCAGACAAACACUCGGGGUCAGCUUGAUACACUGCACUGUGUAGCUUAAUACUUUAAGAAUUUCAAAUAUUAAUAAUUUAAGUCUUGAGCCUACAGUACCAAUAGACCAUCUCUGGAAUACCUGGAGCUUUGCUUGGGUGAGACCUUGAGAGUGACAAAAAAAAUCAAUGAGCUGUCUCCAUCAUGGAGGCAAUCGGCAAGUUCGACUUCACCGCCACGGCCGAUGAUGAGCUGAGCUUCAAGAAAGGAGAUGCAAUUAAGAUUUUGGGCACUAAGGAUAACUGGUACAGAGCUGAACGACACGGUCUGCAAGGCUUCGUUCCAAGAAAUUACAUUACCCUCAACAUCCCCAGCUGGUAUCAGGAGGACAUGAGUCGUCGGGCAUCUGAGAGCACUCUCAUGCCCCAGCCGAUAGGAUCGUUUAUCAUCCGUGGCAGCCAGAGCUCUCCGGGAAACUUCUCUAUUUCUGUCAGGCAUGAGGCGGACGUCCAGCACUUUAAGGUGCUCCAGGACAACAAAGGGCAGUAUUUUCUGUGGGAUGAAAAAUUCAGCUCUCUGAAUGAACUCGUGAAGUACUACACAGUCAAUUCUGUCUCCAAGCAUAGCUCGAUACGCCUCUUUUCAGAACAGAGGAGUCAAAACCCAGCUCCAGAUCCCAGACCGGUCCCUCAGGAGAGAAGAAAUAAGGUAUCAGGGUUUCAGAACAGACCCCUACCUUGUCCUACAGAUACACUUCCGCCUCCACAGGAGACUAGAUAUCAGAGCGAACCAACAGGGCCACCAAAGUGUCCUGCAAACAUGUUUCCACCUCCACAGGCAUCACUGUUAAAGGUUAAGGCUCUGUAUGACUUCAUAGCUGAGGAACAGGAUGAACUUAACUUCAGUGCUGGCGACAUUAUAGAAGUCGUGGACCAAUCAGAAUCCUUCUGGUGGGUGGGACGAGUACGAGGGAGGACAGGACUCUUCCCCACCAACUACAUCAUUCCUUUAUGAGCGCAUACAGUCCAAAGCAUGUGUGCUCAUUUCAUAUUUGUGUUUAUUUAAUUUAUCAGCUUAUUGGUUUUUUUUUUUUAAUUGACCAGUUAUUCUGAUGUACAUAAACACACUGAUACAGUCUUGAGUAUACAAUAAUUGGGGGUUUCUUUUACCUGGAAUUCAGAGAUUUUGUUUCAGUUGUCUUGCUUUCCAAAUAAACAAUUGCAUCAUUUCAGACCUU